This is a messenger RNA of Protopolystoma xenopodis, 291 nucleotides long. Lineage: Eukaryota; Metazoa; Platyhelminthes; Monogenea; Polystomatidea; Polystomatidae. The record is from the annotation of a GenBank genome assembly.
UCCUCUUGUGGCCGAUUUUUGGCUAGUUGCAGUGCAGACAAUUCUCUGAAGGUUUUUCUUAUUCCCACAGACAUUUCAUUUUCCGGUGCACCAAAAAGUGUUCUUUGGGGUUGCAUUUCAGCUGCACAUGAAGGGGACAUAAAUAGUGUCUGCUGGAGGCCAAGAUAUUCGCCUAGGAAUAUUCUUACCUACGACAAGGAUGCCCUUAUGGUCGCUACUGCUGGUGAUGACGGGAAAAUCAAAUUCUGGUCCGUCGUUACUUCGGGAGCUAUUGAAGCAUUUGCUACUUGA